This is a messenger RNA of Aureobasidium namibiae CBS 147.97, 1716 nucleotides long. RefSeq lists its product as uncharacterized. Lineage: Eukaryota; Fungi; Ascomycota; Dothideomycetes; Dothideales; Saccotheciaceae. Gene Ontology annotation, molecular function: hydrolase activity, acting on acid anhydrides; RNA helicase activity; ATP binding. Gene Ontology annotation, biological process: RNA catabolic process; mitochondrial RNA 3'-end processing. The annotation marks the transcript as partial. Gene Ontology annotation, cellular component: mitochondrial degradosome. The transcript is spliced from 2 exons. The record is from RefSeq and is a predicted model, not a curated record.
GGCCUUAAUGGCCUGCACGAUCGCAUCAAAUAUGCCUUUUACAACCACGUCACUUCCGCUCGCUUCACUGCCUCCGACAUUCGCAACCAAAAGGCUCUUGCCGAUCUCCGUUAUCCCACAGAAUGGUACCCCGCCACUCGCACCAUGCCCCGAACCAUCCACCUCCAUGUUGGCCCCACAAACUCUGGCAAGACAUAUCAUGCACUACAACGUCUAGAACAGGCCGAAACUGGUGUAUAUGCCGGCCCUCUACGUCUGCUUGCUCAUGAAGUCUACACAAGACUCAACGCAAAGGGCAAGCAGUGCAUGUUGAUCACCGGUGAAGAAAAGCGUGCCCCCGAUGAUGAUUCCCUGACUGCCAGAAUAACCAGCUGUACUGUCGAGAUGAUGCCUCUCAACAAGGAUGUCGAUGUUGCCGUCAUAGACGAGAUUCAGAUGAUAGGUAACGCCGAUCGCGGCUGGGCUUGGACUCAGGCUGUACUGGGUGUCAAGGCUCGCGAAGUUCACCUGUGCGGUGAGACCCGAACCGUUCCCUUGAUACGUGAACUGUGCGCCUCGCUUGGUGAGAAGCUGAUCGUCCACGAAUACGAGCGUCUGAGUCCUCUGCAGAUGGCAGACAAAAGUUUGCAGGGCAACCUUAAGAAGUUGCGAAAGGGCGAUUGUAUAGUGAGUUUCAGCGUAAUGGGCAUUCACGCGCUUCGAAAGCAGAUUGAGCAGUCAACGGGAAGAAAGGUAGCCACUGUGUACGGCAGCUUGCCGCCCGAGACCAGAGCUCAACAAGCACGUCUCUUCAACGACCCCGACAACGAUUACGACUUCCUUGUCGCUAGUGAUGCCAUCGGUAUGGGUCUCAAUCUGAGCAUCAAGCGAGUCAUUUUCGAGGCAUCGGCCAAAUUCGAUGGAUUCCGUCAAAGAACUUUGGUCACCCCGGACAUCAAACAGAUCGCUGGGCGAGCUGGCCGUUACAAGAUAUCUGACGGCGACUCUUUGCCGCAAACUCCUACCACCAAGGAAGAACCUGCGAAAUCUGAGGACUCGACGUUAGGCCUUGUGACAACGUUGGAAGACUUUGAUUUCCCUGUCAUCGCCAAAGCGAUGAAGGAGGAUCCUGAGCCGAUUCGUUCUGCAGGUAUUCUUCCUCCUGCACCUAUUGUCGAACGCUUCGCUUCAUAUUUCCCUCCUGAUACACCAUUUUCGUACAUCCUCAUGCGACUACACGAGCUCUCUCAGAUGCACUCAAGGUUUCAUCUCUGUGGCCUGAGAGACCAACUCUGGAUUGCUGAUUUGAUCGAACCAAUUCAAGGAUUGACAGUCACAGAUCGAAACAUUCUGUGCGCUUGUCCAGCAUCCAAGUCUGACAAAGAUCUAGUCAGCAAACUUAUCCCGGCUUUGGCACGAUGUAUAGAACAGCAAGGUGGCGGUGCUCUUUACGAACUCGAAGAGAUGCCUCUUGAGGUUCUAGAGCUGGAAAUGACUCCGAGUCGAGAUUAUCUCCGCCAACUUGAACAACUGCACAAGGCUGUUGUUUCAUAUCUGUGGCUGAGUUACAGAUUCGCAGGAAUCUUCUCCACGCGCCCCUUGGCUUUCCAUGUCAAGGCACUCGUGGAAGAAAAGAUUGAACAUGUUCUCCAUCAAUUCUCUUUCACCGAGAGCCAGAGAAGGAAGAUCAAGGUAGCACGUGAGAAAUCGUUGAUGGCAGAGUCUCGAAGAGAGUCG